AACAAUUUUAACAAUAUUACAUAUUUGACAAUCGAUUGAUUCCUCCUACCACAGUGAUCUGAGGUAUCUAUCUGGUACAACACCUCUGUACCUGUGUGUUAUAGUGCCCAUGCACGUGCCACGUGACUGUACGAAGGAUGAAACUAGCAGGGAUUUUACUUCAUUUUGAUUUGAAUUGCAAAAUUAAGUGUUUUGAAGGCAAAAACGAGGGACAUGUGUUGCGUCAUCUUCAAAACAAUUGUGUGAUAAUAAACCACAUCGCGCUCUAGGUAGUAGGUACAGCAUUUGCCGUACAAUAGUUUAAGAUUGGCCAUUGUAUGUGUAUGGUUAGUCCGAGUUUAAGCAAGCGUGUCUAAAUUUAAGAUUCAUGCCCUUAUAAGGUCGUGUUUAACCCUCACCAUUGACUCAAAAAGUACACAUAUCUUAUGAUAAGUAAACGAUUUAUUGCGAUAUCAAUUUGCAAAGGCAGGGAUGGAGUGAUUCCGUGUGUCAUCUCUCAGAAACAUUAUGUAUACGGCAUAAGGUGUUGCCCUGAACACAGGUACAAAAUAUAGAACGAAUAAAACGAAAGUAGAAUUUGAACUAUGACACGCAUUCAAUGUAAAGAUUUGACCCCUGCCGUGGGAGUAAAAUAUGAUGCCUACACGUACGUCACAGGCGAGGAGGGGGAGGAGGAGGAGUCCGAAGCAAGCGUCCCACUCUCAAAGUGCUGCCAAAGAGGGGAGGUUUUCCAUUCCACGCUAUGUAUUAUGAUUGUUAUACUCACUGCAGUGAGUAUUGUUACCGUUUUUAAAGCGUGUCAAGGAGAACUUACAGUCAAAAACGCCAUCUACACGACAAUUAUCAUCGGCACGUGUGUCGUGGCUAUAUGUGUAACUAUUGGCUAUCGACCUGCUGGUCACCAAGAUCAAAUGGAUAGCAAACAAAGGGAUGAAAGGUCCCCAAACAGCAAAGACAGCAUUAAAAAGAUGAUACAGAAAAUCCAAAAGUGGUGUGUUGGCACUAUCAAGAGAAUUCUUGGUAACCGAACACAGAGGACAAUGGUUGCAUUGCCAACAUUGUAUCCAAACCAUUAUUGGAAGGUUGAAGGAAAGAGAGGUUGCCAUAGCAACGACGCAUCAACCAACAACCGAAGUUGGGCAAAUCAGCAAAGGUCUUCCUGCCAGAACGCCAUUCCUCCGGAAUCGUAUGUCUGAUUCCGACAAUGGUGACAAAGGAGACGAAAACCGAACAAUAAAUACAAGAGGAGAAAAAAGGUUCCCUCUGACAAAUUUAAACAUUAUAUAAGACACCAGAGUGUUUGCAGUGAUUUAGAUAUCACUUUAAUAGACGUUUAUUAGCGAUAUAGUUAAUAUAUUGUAAAAGUUCCUAAUGUUAAAGAUAUUUUUUGCUAUGUCGAGGUCAUGCUUUGUAUAAGAAAUAGGCACACACAUUGAUAUACAGAUGGGUAAGAAAAUUAUUGUGACUCUCUGUUGGUUUAUCAACACAAUCUCUAUACCAUACAGAUCUUGGUACAGGUAUGGUAUAGCCUUUUGAUCAAGUCGACACAAUGUUAUAUUAAAUCUGGUAGAAUUUUCUUUAUUUCUCAUUGAAUAAAACAGGGACAAAUGGGGGUUAACAUUUUCAGAUAUUAAGGCACAUACUUCUGAAAAUCGCACCACUGCGCAUGGGUUUACACAUGUUAAAUAUAAAAGUGUACAAACUCUUAAGCUGGUGAUUUAAAAGGCAUCCAAUACACGUAUUAAUCCAUGAUUUAAUAUUGUUCAAACAUUCAAUUAUCGUUUGUCCAUUGCGUGCAAGUAAUUAGACAUGUUUGAGAAUACCAAGAAAUAAUUCAUAAACCAGCUUAAAAACAAGUUAACAGGCUGUUUUGCACGGUCCGUUAAUAUUACUUUUCAUCGGCAAUCACAUGACAGUAUUUAGCCAAUCAGAGAGUUUGAAAAAUACAAUUUUAUGAUAAUCAGGUUUAUUGUGUAGGAUUAUGGUAUUCGGUACCCAUAAGUAUGGGUGGAAUUGUAGCUGUAUUGGAAACUGGAAAGUGCCAGUUUCUUAAUGGUAUUCUUGUUUUGUUUUGCUUGUUUUGGGGUUGUUGUUUUUUUUUUUUUUUUCUUUUUGCUGUUGCUUUUUUCGUUAUUUGUUAGAUAUAGAUUAAUUUAUGAAAACUAGUCAACAUGGAGUUGACGAUCUUGAAGAUUGAAACAGAGGUCUUCAAAUGUCGGUAUACUUCAUUGAGCUGUGUAAGAAGGUAUAGAAUUUCAUGUGAUGACAGCUUGAGUAAAGAACGAUAUGCGUACUCGCUACUUCGCCUCUAUCAGUCUGAUUGAGCUUGCGGCCCCCCUGGAUCUCCUGUCUCCAUGUGAUAAGAAAUUUGAUGUGUACAUUACUACAUAAACGUGAAUGGUUUCGUAAAAAAAAAUAAUCAAAAUUGCUUUAUAUAUGAUUAAGGGCUUUGUUUAGUUUUCUGAGACUAUGAUAUCAACGGUCUGUGAAACAUAAAUAUCGAUAAAUGAGGAAUAUUUUACUUUGAUACUGCAACUUGGAAUAUACUUCAAUUCUGAUAUCCACUGUCCCGUCCUUUUCUUUAAGAUUAUAUAAGUUUCUAGCUAAAUAAAACGUUAUAAUUUUCAGAAAGGUUAAACAGGAUAGUAUAAAGUUUUAUUUUCGAUAGAUUCAGCAACGACAUGCCAUAAGAUAUUGCAAAUGACCAAGAACUAUUAUAGUUCAACAUACAAUACAAAAAGGACAAUUUUUUUAAAGCUUAAAAUAAAGGUUUACAUAUCAUAAAUACAAUAGAUAUGAGUGUAUAUCAAAUACAUGUAUCCGUGGAAUUCUCGAAUAAACCAGCGAUAUACGUCAAUAAGGAUAAGAGGGAUAAAAUUCCAUAUUAUACGUUAUCUGUUUGUUACAAUAAUUGGGUGUGUCUGUAUUAUCACAUCCCGAUCAGAAAGAGAUAAGUAGUCUGUAGCGAUCAUAUUAAGUUAGUGAUUACUAGGGAAGUAAUUCUGGAUCGUAAUAAUCGUUGACAUGUCAUCUAAAAUCUCUUUUUCAUUUUAAAAAAAUUAUGUAUAUAUAACAACUAUAUAUUCCACUGUUUUUAUUUUUUAUUGUAGUUUUGACAUGAGUAGGGCACAUACAUCCUCAAAUUAAAAAUAUCUUUUCCUGACAUAAACAAUUUUACCAAAAUAUACAAAGGCCAAAAAUGAACUGAAUUAAUUGUAAUGAUUCCCAUAAACAACUAUACACAAUAGGGCAUGUUUACAACGUAUUGACAGGGGGUUUAUUGAUGUCGUUUUAAUGUCUUAUAUGUGCUUUAUUUAUUAUUCGGAAAAAUUCGUCAAAUGUAUCCCUCUUUGAGUGUGACCUCCUUAUAAUAGCGAGUCAAUACAUCAAGGUUGUUACACAUGUACAGGGAUAAUGUGGUUUAUUUUGUACAUGCUUAAUGUGGUGUAGUUUGUACAUGCCUAAUGUGGUGUAUUUAUGUUGAUAUAAUGCGAUAGGGACCAGAUGUUCAAAGGGUAAUUACUCUUAUCGAAGUUUAACAGUAAUUUUUAAAUUCUGAUUAUUUCUGGUAAAACUAAAUUGGUAAAAUGUUACGUAACUCUAAAGCACUCUUCGGUCUUUUACUGUUUUUAGGGAAGGCGUAAUGAAAAUAUCACAAACCAAGUAUUUAGGUUAAUCUCGUUUAGAACAUUUAACCCCUGAAGUGAUACAUCUGAAUGGGGAGUGUGUGUGUGUCAUUAUGUAGGCCUAAAUGUAAAGGAGAAAUAGCAGAUGAAAAUGUCGAGAUUGCGUGUACAGAUCUACAUAAUGAAUUCGGUAUUUUUUUCAGACAGUUGGUAGUCAUACAUAUUGACUGCAAAUUAGAAUAUGCUGUUGUAUGUUUCAAAACAAUACUGAAAAUCACAAUUGACGAUACUACCACUCUUCAAAAGAAUGCGGAUAGAUAAUUAAUUGCACCCCGAAGAAAGACUAUCGUGAUCCGCCUCUUUAUUUUGUACGUCUAAUAAAAAUAAGCGAUAUAGCAUCAUUAGUCAAAGCAGCAUAUUUGUUUACUGUUUUAAAAGUAAUGGUUUACAUGUAAUGGUUUAUGCUGGUUUUUACCUUGACGUUUCUGAGAACAAUUACUGUGUUGACCUUUCACCUGUCAGGUAGGGUGAAUAAGUAUACCGAUACCAGACACGUAGUGUUGAGGUCUGUCACGUAGUCAUGGUUUGUAGCAUAUAUAGAUAUGGGUUGUUUUUGUAAGACAAGGGCAAACAUAGUAUUUAAUUACAGUAAAUUUCAAAAUUUGUUUGUUUCUCACAUUUUUCUAUAUAGAUGUUAUUUGUAUCCUGCUUUAUGUUAUUAGAUUGUAUGUGUAGUUCAGGAAAACUACACGUAUAGUAUAGAAGUGUUUAGUAUAAUUGCGUGAUACGAGAUUCGGGUUUCUAAACACACAUAUCAAUAAUACAUAUAUUCCUUUUUUAUUAUUCAAGAAUUUUGCUUUUAAUUUUUUAGAAUUUCCAUGAUUACGUGAAUUCAAAAUAUCAGUUCAAUAAGGUCGAAAAUACGAAAAUAAAUAUUCAAGUCGAGGGUAUACACUACUGUUGACAAUAAAGCUGAAUGAGGAAAUACGUUGAAUAUCCAAGUGGAUGACUGAACAGAUUGGAGUAUAUACUGAACUGUGGAAUGAUAAGCAGAAUAUUCCAGGUGAAUGGCUAAAUCGCUAGUAAGUAAUGAGAUGUGAAUGUUCAAGUGAAAGGCUAAAGGCUAAAAUUCAAAUGAAUGACUGAAUGAUCCAGCUAAUGGCUGAAAAGAUAGCAAAGUAAUGGACUGGGUAUAUCCACAUGAAUUACUACUAGUAAAACGACAGAGUAAAGUAUUGAAAUGUGAAUAUUCAAAUGGAUGACUGGAUAUUCCAGUGAACAGUUGAAAUGUGGAUAUUCAAAUAGAUGACUGGAUAUUCCAGUGAACAGUUGAAAUGUGGAUAUUCAAAUGGAUGGCUGGAUAUUCAAGUAAAUGGUUGAAAUGUAAAUAUUCAAAUAGAUGACUGGAUAUUCCAUUGAAUGGUUGAAAUGUAAAUAUUCAAAUGGAUGACUGGAUAUUCCAGUGAACGGUUGAAAUGUAAAUGUUCAAAUAGAUGACUGAAUAUUCAAGUAAAUGUUUAAAAUGUAAAUAAUCAAAUGGAUGACUGAAUAUUCCAGCGAAAGGGUGAAAUGUGAAUAUGCAAAUAGAUGACUGGAUAUUCAAGUAAAUGGUUGAAAUGUAAAUAUUCAAAUGGAUGACUGAAUAUUCCAGUGAACAGUUGAAAUGUGGAUAUUCAAAUGGAUGGCUGGAUAUCCCAGUGAACAGUUGAAAUGUGAAUAUCCAAAUGGAUGGCUUCAUAUCCCAGUGAAUGGUUGAAAAGACAAAGUUAAUAAUUUACUGCCAAUAGCCAAGUGAAUUGAUGAAAAGACAAAUUAAAUUCAAUAUCUAUCUGUGGAUGAACAACUGUAUGGUUUAAAGACACAGUGAUAUUGAAUUGUGAAUAUCCAUUUGAAUGGCUAAACGUCCAAUUGAGAAGUACGCUGUUGUCGGGAUUCCAUAAUGGAACUCCUAGCUUGUACAGUGUGGAAAAUGAUUGCUGUAAAGGCGAUGAUAGAGUUGAACUUUUCUUUGAUCGACGGUUACAUAUGGUAAAGCCGACCUUGUGAUUCAAUGUAGAAAGGCAAUAUCACGCGAGAGAAGCGUUCACAUCCCUUUAUUACCAUAUCAUAUUAAUAUUCAGUUUUGAUGUUUAAGCAAUUGGCUAUUUAAUAUUUUUGUAAACGCUUCUAACAAGAUAUAGCUUGCUUUGUAGGUAAUUUUCAUGCGUGAAGCUGCUAAUUAAAAUCAGAUAAAUAUU
Messenger RNA from Pecten maximus, 5863 nucleotides. RefSeq lists its product as uncharacterized. NCBI's taxonomy places the organism in Eukaryota, Metazoa, Mollusca, Bivalvia, Pectinida, Pectinidae. The record is from RefSeq and is a predicted model, not a curated record. The transcript has 5 exons. Bases 585 to 1196 code for a protein of 203 amino acids.